Molecule: messenger RNA, 825 nt
Organism: Callorhinus ursinus (northern fur seal)
Lineage: Eukaryota; Metazoa; Chordata; Mammalia; Carnivora; Otariidae
Source: RefSeq, a predicted model, not a curated record
UUCAUCCGCAUUUGGCGGGGGAUGAACAAGCAGUACGUCCGCCGGGAGGUCUUCUGCGGGAACACCUGUCACGAACUCAAGCGCUUCUGGGAGCGCGAGAUCCUCAAGCAGACCUGCUACCGGGAAUCCGAGGAGUACCGACUGGGAAGAAGUGCCCUGAGAAAGCUCAGAGAGGAAUGGAGGCAGAGACUGGAAGCCAAGCUGAGGCUGCGAAACAAUCCAGAUGAGACCGAAAAGCGGGCAAAUGUGGGCCGGGAGCUUCUUGCUUCGCUGACACAAGAGGAUUCAAAGCACUGAGGUGGCUCUACCAGGAGAAGUCAUUGCAAAUGCCUGAGUCCUGGAGCCAUGCCAGAGAGGUGUCACACUCCCCCCGACCUGUUACAGAUCUACCUGCACGUCCUCCCUGGCACCAAGUAGGAAUGAUCAGCCAAGUCAGCCUAUUCCACAUGGGGCCAGGAUAUUAGCCCAAGUGUCUCUAAAGAUGAGAUUAUUUAAUACCAGAGCUCCAUGCAGCAUACUUUAUUUCCAUAUAAUUACCUCCUAAUUUUAAAAUCUACGUAUUUUAAAUUCUAAGCACACUCUGGGGGUGGGGGGCUGAUCUUCAUGGUCACACUUUAAACAUUGCCCACCAGUGUCUUCCCACAUCUCUCCUAGAAACAGUUUCGCAUGAUCCUUUCUCUGACUUUCCUUUUAUGAGAAGAGAAAUGCACCCAUCUACAGAAAUAGCUGUAUUGCAAAUAGUCGUAAAAAUAAGGUUUUGCCAAGAAAUUGAUCUAAUGCUAUUUCUCCUUCAUGUGAAUUUAAUUGGCUUCCUCAAAGCAGGGU